Molecule: messenger RNA, 931 nt
Organism: Rhizophagus irregularis DAOM 181602=DAOM 197198
Lineage: Eukaryota; Fungi; Glomeromycota; Glomeromycetes; Glomerales; Glomeraceae
Product: 60S ribosomal protein uL14
Biological process (GO): translation
Cellular component (GO): ribosome; cytosolic large ribosomal subunit
Molecular function (GO): large ribosomal subunit rRNA binding; structural constituent of ribosome
Source: RefSeq, a predicted model, not a curated record
UCCUCUUUACCCAACCAAUACCUUUUGAAUAAGUCAAAAUGUCUAAGAGAGGACGUGGUGGGGCUUCUGGUAAUAAGUUUCGAAUGACUUUGGGUCUUCCGGUUGGUGCAGUCAUGAAUUGUGCUGAUAACUCCGGAGCCAAAAAUCUGUACGUUAUCUCAGUCAAGGGUAUCCAUGGUCGAUUAAACAGAUUACCUGCAGCUGGUGUUGGUGACAUGGUUAUGGCAACUGUUAAGAAAGGCAAACCAGAUUUGAGGAAAAAAGUUAUGCCCGCUGUAGUGAUUCGUCAAAGGAAACCUUGGCGUAGGAAAGACGGCGUCUUCCUUUAUUUCGAAGAUAACGCUGGAGUCAUUGUGAACCCCAAAGGAGAAAUGAAAGGUUCUGCUAUCACUGGACCGGUAGGAAAAGAAUGUGCAGAUCUUUGGCCACGUAUUGCUUCUUCUUCGGGAACUGUGGUAUAAAAUCAAUAAAACUUUUUAUAAUAAUGAUUCUAAUUAAAAAUUUUACAAUAUAAUAUGAAAUAUAUUCGGUUUUUUUUCUAUUUUCAAUUAAAAUUUUGAUAUUAUAAUGUUUAAAUUUCAAAAAUUACUACAAAUUAUAAAUAUAUAUAUUGCUUCUUUUAGUUUUAUAAUACAGCUCAUGCUUGAAAUUAUUAUUUCCAAAUUUAACAACUAUUUAACCAAAAAACCUUCCAAGCCCAGCUGAAAACAAUUUUCCAACCAUACUCGGAUUUGAAGUAGCUGCUCUAGUUGCAAAACUUGCAGCCCAUUUCUUUUUGGCAUCUUUAUCACAUUGGGUGUAACCAACAACAUUAGCCAUAUUUAAGAUUAUAGCAACAAUUACAAUUAAAAGCCAUUCUGGAUUAAAUAACGUAAGAAAUGCUAAAAAUAGCCAAAUUACUAAUGCAACAUAAAGCGAAAUCCAAAAUAUA